GAUGGUGCCCGGGCAGCUAGAAGUCCAGUCCGGUGAGCUGCACUAGUCCUGAGAGCCACAAGCUCAGAGAAGUAGUCCAGCAAUCCCAGAAACACCCAGCCUGACUCCUGCAGCUACGGCACAUAUUAACUCAACCUGUUAGCAAUUCAAUCAGCGAGUUGACACUAUUGACAGUAGCCUCCUAUUUCUGUGUCUCACGCUGAACUGAGCUUAUUUAGAUCACGGCAGCUUGUUACACCUAAACUCAGAGCCGACCACAGCAGAGAUGAUGAUUGGGAUGCAGCAACACUCACACAGCUUUCUGGUCCUUUUCCUUGUGGUCUUCAUUGCUGGGAUAGUUCUCUCUGGCCCCUCAACUCCCCGCAGAAGCAGAGUGCGACGUCAGAACAUGAAAGUGCGUAUCAACGCCACAGGAGACACCAUCGUGAUGACGUUUUUGCGUCCCAACCCUGACACCAAGCUUGAGGGUUACAUCCUGGGCUACGGCAGCAGCAUGUUCUCCAAACAGUUCAUUCAGCUGCCAGAGAACGGACAGCCGUAUGAGACUGAGUUUGAUGCUGAACCCAAGUACCUUAUCGCGGUGCAGCCCAUCCCAACCAAUGAAGUGAAAAAGCAGUGCACAGGUAAAGUGGAACUGCAGAAGCCGCUACACCUAGUCAUCGGGUCAGUGACCCCCACCUCAGUUAUCUUGUCUUGGGGAACCCUUCUGAAAACUCCCUAUGAAGGCAACAUCAUGAAUGACUGUCUAGAGGAUGGACACUACACAGUGCGUUAUCGUGAGAGAAACAGGAAGUGGAAUUACCAGACCUGCCCAACUAGCGACACGGUCAUUGAUAACCUGAGGCCCAACACGGUCUAUGAAUUUGGUGUCCAGCCCAACUCUAAGGAUGGCACUGGAGUGUGGAGCAAACCAGUCAUUCACAACAGCUCAGGGGGCAUUGAGGAGAAGGCCAUCAGGAGAAUCUUUGAACGUCCUGUCAAGCCUGUGAAACCUUUAACGCCAGAUCCACACUCCUUCCCCUUUCCUCCUCGUCAUGUUCUCCAUAACAGGACCCAGGGCAGACUGCCCGUCUCCCGGAACAUAGCCCCAAAGACAACUCUUGCUCCCACAACAACUACUAUACAGGAAUCUCUGCUGACCCCUGGACCCACCCUGCCUGUGGGCACCAAACGGCCAAUCGGAGGAGGAGACCUUUCCAGAUUUGUCUUACCUCCUUUGAUGGAGGGCCUUUUAGCUCCCAAGCCACAUCCUCCACUUCAUACAACCACCAUGGCUUCUGUACCAGUUCCCCAUACAGAUGUAGAGAAACAUCCUCUGAGACAACAUCCCCAGCCACAACCUCAUUCACAACCUCAACCAAACCCCCUGCUCCAGCCACAGUAUCAGCCACCACCACAACCAAAUCCCAAAAGACAAAAAUAUCCAAAGUGGGUGAAGGCUCAUUCUCAAACACAACCCCAAGUCACAUCCAAACCCAUACUCCAGAGGCAACCACAACCCAAAUCCCUGCCUUUACUCCAGACACAACCCCAACCAACAUCAAAGCCCAUUGUCCAGACCCAACCUAAACCUCAACCCCAACCAACAUUCCAGCCCCAACCUCAAUUACAACCCCCAUCAUCACCAAAGCCUAAAACCAGAACCCAAAUCCAGGCUGAACCACAAUCUCAAACAACACACCAGCCCAAACACAAGGCCCAACCUCAAACACAACCGCAUACAAAGACCCAGCCUCAAAUUCAAACACCUCUCCAGCCCACACCCAUGGCACAUCCUCAAACACCUCAAACAACACUACAUAACAUACAGCAGACCCAACAAGCACUGCCAAAACUUCAGUUCCAACCUCAACCACAAUUUCAAUCUACAACUGAGCUUCAAACCCAAACCCAAACUCAACCAAAGACCAACCCACCACCUCAGCCACAACCUCCACUAAUAACCAAUCCAAAGCCUCAACUAACCACCAAGCAGCAGUCUAAGGCCCAACCAACACUUAAACCAAAGAUCAUCCUUUUCCGACCCAAUCUCAAAACACAGGCUCAACCAAAGAGUCAACCCAAGCCCCAGCCACCAACUCAAACAAAAAAACAGCCAAAGCCUCAACGACACCCUCAACCAAAAAAACUGCCCAAACCUCAACAAAAGCCCCAAAAUAGGGACCAACAAGAACCUCACCCAAAGAUUCAGCCGUGGCCCCAAACAAAACCUCCAACAAAGACCCAGGCCAAACCUUUAUCUCAUUCUCAACCCAUUCCCCAACCACAACCUUCACCAAAUGGCCAGACUCAAUCCCGGCUUGAACCUCCUUCCAAGCCACAACCUCAACCUGGGCUUCAGUUUCAGACCAGGACCUACACUGAUCCCACCAAGGUCACCCCAAGGCAGGCGGUCUCUACGGCUCCUAGUCGACCAGAAGAGGGCAAGCCUCUGCCAAGACCUGCCCUGGCUACAAAGAACGCUGGUAGUUACAAUCAGGGUACUGGCAUCCUUAGACCAUCCAUUGCUGAAGUUCCUCGUUCUCCUAUUAGCUCUUCAGUCCCUCUAGCAAGAAGAAACACCACGCUGACCCGGACCAGGGUUCCUCCACAUUCUACUCGUAAUAGUGGCAGACCAGUUUCUCCAUCCAAGACAUUCACCUCCUCUCACAGCUCCAGCACACCUGGGGCCGAUGGGGUGCAUCAUAGGGGCAAUGCUCUUCCUAAACCUGUGGUGUGGUCCAGAGAGAAACCUGUCCCUGCAGUCCUGCGUCCCUCUAUUCCUGUCAACAAGAGACCCAACCUGGUGGGAAAACCUAGUGACCACGAUAAACCCAUGGACCUAAAACAAGGAGAAAAGGAGUCCAUCUUGAAGCCAUUCCCUCCAGUCACAGCCAAGCCCAAGCAAGAGCGCAGACAGCAGCAGACAACCACCUCUGCCCCGGCAGUAAACACAACCCGUUUUGACAUAAAUGAAAACUCCUCCAUAUUUCGGCCCUUGCCUGCGUCAGAGGUAGACGUCAUGGGCAAGAAGCGCUUUGUGGCUCCCCAUGUGAUCUACAAGACCGAUAAGAAGCCAGAUGAGCCGUGCUCCAUCACCUCCUCCCUCACUUACUUCCCUGACGAGGAGGGAAGUGAUCAGAAUGUAACUGCUCCUCCCCGUGUACCUCCCUCCAACCUUACUGUGGUUACUGUGGAGGGCUGCCCGUCUUUUGUCAUUCUUGACUGGCAGAAAUCUGACAACGAAACCAGAGAGUAUGAAGUUGUAUCCACCACUAAAGGACCAAAUGGAGAGGAGGUGUCCAUACUGACGACCAAUCAGACACACACAGCCGUGGAGAAUCUUAAACCAGAGAGCAGUUAUGAAUUCACAGUAACACCAAAGAAUGAGCUGGGAACAGGACCCUCCAGUGAUCCUGUGUCUUUUAGCACAGAAUCAGCGGAUCCACGAGUGAGCGAACAUGUUUCAGGCAAAGAUGCCAUCUGGACUCAGUUUCCGUUUAAAUCCGAUGACUACUCUGAAUGCAAUGGAAAGCAGUAUGUGAAGAGAACUUGGUACCGGAAAUUUGUCGGCAUUCAGCUCUGCAACUCCUUGAGAUACAAGAUUUACCUGAGUGACUCUCUGAAUGGGAAGUUUUACAACAUUGGAGAUCAGACGGGGCACGGUGAGGACCAUUGUCAGUUUGUAGACUCCUUUCUGGAUGGACGGACCGGCACCCAGAUGUUUGCUGACCAGCUACCAAGCAGGCCAGGGUUUUAUAGAGCGAUGAGACAGGAACCUGUCAACUUUGGAGAGAUUGGAGGGAAGUCACAUGUUACUUACGUAGGUUGGUACGAGUGUGGCACACCCAUCCCUGGGAAGUGGUAAGACCCCACAGGGCUGUCCAGGAAGGAUGACUUUCUUGGUCGGGAGGAAGAAGACGAUGUCUCACUAGGCCCAAAGGGAGGUUGGCCUUUCUUUCAUGUUACCAUGGACACUGUACCAUAGUACACACCAUGGGUCUGUCUCUUUGAACUCAACCUAUUCUUCCAGGUAUGUAGGAAUAUUAGAUGUCCCAAAAUCCUAUUGAGUGCAUUUGUACCAUUGGUCUUAAUUUCUCUAUUUAUCAAAAAUGCAUUCAGCAAAGAAAUGCAGGAGUUUGAGUGGUGAAUAUGCAGUAAUCACAGAGAAAAUGUUGGGAAGCUGGCUCCCAAAGUGUAAUAACUUGUAUGAUAUUAUUUAUCAAAGGGGAUUGCUAUUGAAUAUUCUGUGUGUGCUCGGGCUUUUGAGGUGAGAAAGUAAAACUCAUUCACAAUACUUUCAUUUCAUACACAAAUUGUGUCAUUUGUAUGCAGAAAGGUGCUAAUCGUACUUUCAUUGUACAUUUGGACUAUGUAAAAUACAAGUACACACAGACAUGCAGAAUUGACCUUCUGCUAGCCCUAAGGGAUUAUUAGCAGUUGCAGUUUGCACAGUAUUAAACCUUUGUUUAUAUAUGUAUAUGGUGUGAAAUACAGUAUGUAUACCAGGGAUCAUAUAGUUUGAUACAUUUUAGGUACAAGAUAAAGCAGCUUUUAGCCAAAUUGUGGAUUUAUUAUAAGAAAAACAAAGCUUGAGUGUUUCUAUGGGGUCACUUGGAAAGAUUAAUGUAUUUUUAAUGCUUGUGCAGACUUGUCAUAUAUUUUAUGAAAUAAUAAAAUAUAUAUUAAAAAAAACUGAGCUUCAAUGUGGAAAUGACAUAAUUUAUGUUUUUGAUUUCAAACCUACAACAAAGUGUACAUAAAACUAUAAAUCAUUGGAAAGAAAUUGUUAGGUUUCUUCCAUAUCUGUCAUGACUAUGGUUGUUUUUGAUACACCAUGUAUGUUUUCAGCAAUAAAUUGUUUUUAUAUUUAC
Messenger RNA from Etheostoma spectabile (orangethroat darter), 4853 nucleotides. It is a transcript of the gene abi3bpa, whose product is annotated as ABI family, member 3 (NESH) binding protein a. NCBI's taxonomy places the organism in Eukaryota, Metazoa, Chordata, Actinopteri, Perciformes, Percidae. Gene Ontology annotation, biological process: extracellular matrix organization; positive regulation of cell-substrate adhesion. Gene Ontology annotation, molecular function: protein binding. Bases 266 to 3847 code for a protein of 1193 amino acids. The record is from RefSeq and is a predicted model, not a curated record. The transcript is spliced from 23 exons.